Messenger RNA from Paramuricea clavata, 1346 nucleotides. NCBI's taxonomy places the organism in Eukaryota, Metazoa, Cnidaria, Anthozoa, Malacalcyonacea, Plexauridae. The record is from the annotation of a GenBank genome assembly.
AUGGAAAAACUAUUCAGAAACCAAAAGUUGAACGUUAGUGUAAGAAUUAUCGAAAGCGGUGAGGAGGUACUAUUUUACGCAAAAGAUGUGGCGGAAUCCCUAGGGUACUCAAAUACAAAGAAGGCCAUUCAGGUUAAUGUAUGGAAGAAAAAUAAGGUAACACUUAGGGAACUUAAGGGUGGGACCCUCAAGGGUCCCACCUUCAAUUACCAGCCAAACUGUGUUUUCCUAAGGGAACAGGGUCUGUACCAACUGAUAUUCAAAUCCAGACUUCCAAUAGCAGAGGCCUUCCAAGACUGGGUGGUAACGGACGUCCUCCCAUCUAUCCGUAAAACGGGAUCUUAUAAUUUACCAGAUAGAAGGUCACUUAGAUAUAACCAAAUAAUCCUUAUAAAUGAAACGGACCUUCAUUACGCAGUUGUGAGUUACAUCAGAGAUAACUACCCAGAGGCUGUAAUAUUACCUGGUCUAGGUGAGUAUCAGGACACUGUGUCAAAGAGAUGUGAUGCCUGGAAGAAGGGAUAUAAAGGUGGUCAACCAGAUCUUAUCAUAGAGAAUCCUAUGGGGAAGUAUAAAGGAUUUGCUAUUGAAUUUAAGUCCCCUAAGGGCACCGGAGUUAUAAGUGAGAAUCAGGAUAUAUGGUUUAGGAAAUUGAGGGGAAUAGGGUACAUGACAAUGGUAUCAGAUGAUCUGGUAAAGACUUGUAUUAGAAUCAAUGAGUACUUCUCACUUAAGAAGACUGUAAGGAAAGUUGUAGUGAAGAAUAUAGUUAGUGAUAUAAAUACGUAUAGACCAAGGUUUGAUUCAGGUAAGUACUAAUGACACUAGUGUCAUUUACGUAGCCUGCGGAGUAUUGAGACAUCUUACAAACAAAUUUAAGUUAUCUCACAAGUAAUCUCACCAGUAGAUUUAAGUUAUCUUGCAAGUAAAUUUGAGACAUCUCACAAGCAAAUUCAAGUUAUCUCACAAGUAUAAUUUGAGAUGUCUCAAAAGACUAAACCCAGUUAAACCUAAGGUAUCUUACAAGUAUUAUGGAAGAUAAACCUGAGCAAAUCCAAGCACAAGUAACAAGUGAGAAGAAGAAGGACCCGAAGAGAGUAGCGGCAGGAAAACGAUUAGCUGCAAUCAGUAAAAUAGCAAAGGAGAGGAAAAAGAAAUGAGUAUGAUUACCUAGUAUGAUUACCAGUAUGAUUACCUACAUAGGAGUGGCCAUCGCACUGGUAUCUCUAGUGCUAGCAUACAAGUCGCAUCAGAAGGAAACCAGGGAACAGGAACCCAAACACGUAACUGAGACUGUUGAGAUAACCAGGAAAGCUGAUGCUUCCAAGUUAGAUUCACUUGAAUGA